AACUGCAGUAACGCGAUCAGUUUCAGUAGUGCGCCGGAGAUGGAGCGAACGUGUCUACUUGUUUGUGUGCUGGUGUGUGCAGUAGCCGACGUUUUAGGGCAAGUAGCCACCAUGUGCCGGCCCAACGAGCGAUUCCUCUCCUGCGGCGGCUGCCAAAAGACAUGUGCGGAACCGGCGCCGGCGUGCGCGGCGGUUUGCCGGACCGGAUGUUACUGCGAGGACGAUCAUGUCCGGAACAGUACCGGACAUUGUGUGAAGCUGUCUGAGUGUCCGGCAGCAUCUGCAGCCCUUAAGCAAGACACCACAGAACCCCGCCAAGACUGCCCCGCCAACGAAGAGUACCGCUUCUGCGAGCCCUGCAACAAAACUUGUGACAACCCUAACCCCAUGUGCCCCGCGCAGUGCUCUAGAGGAUGCUUCUGUAAGGGAGACUUGCUGAAGGACAGAGAUGGCAGCUGUGUGGCGUAUGAGAAAUGCUCCAAUUUUAAGAAUGAGACGUGUAAGAGUUAAACUUGUGACAACCCUCACCCCAUGUGCCCCGCGCAGUGCUCUAGAGGAUGCUUCUGUAAGGGAGACUUGGUGAGGGACAGAGAUGGCAGCUGUGUGGCGUAUGAGAAAUGCUCCAAUUUUAAGAAUGAGACGUCAAACUAUAUCAAGCCCUACAAGUUGACCUGCGCUCCUGGCCAGGUCUACAAAGAGUGCCAGCCCUGCGAGAAGACCUGCUCCAACCCCAACCCCAUCUGCCCUGCCCAGUGUAACCGAGGGUGCUUCUGUGAAGACGGACUGGUGAAGAGCCCCAACGGACAGUGUGUGAAGAUGGAAGACUGCCCGAAAGGUCGGUAUUGGGGGUUCAAAUACGGGCUAGAUAAUACAUGCUCUAGAGGAUGCUUCUGUAAGGGAGACUUGGUGCGGGACAGAGAUGGCAGCUGUGUGGCGUAUGAGAAAUGCUCCAAGCUUAAGAAUGAGACGUUCCUGUGUGGUAUAAUAAGCUUUAGAAAUGAUUUUACGCUUUACAUAAUUCUUAAAUUUACUUGCUUACUGACUCGGUGUGGGACAGAGAUGGCAGCUGUGUGGCGUAUGAGAAAUGCUCCAAGUUUAAGAAUGAGACGUGUAAGUAACAAAACUUGUGACAACCCUAACCCCAUGUGCCCCGCGCAGUGCUCUAGAGGAUGCUUCUGUAAGGGAGACUUGGUGAGGGACAGAGAUGGCAGCUGUGUGGCGUAUGAUAAAUGCUCCAAGCUUAAGAAUGAGACGUUAACGACAUGGCCUUUUUCAGCAAACUAUAUCAAGCCCUACGAGUUGACCUGCGCUCCUGGCCAGGUCUACAAAGAGUGCCAGCCCUGCGAGAAGACCUGCUCCAACCCCAACCCCAUCUGCCCCGCCCAGUGUAACCGAGGGUGCUUCUGUGAAGACGGACUGGUGAAGAGCCCCAACGGACAGUGUGUGAAGAUGGAAGACUGCCCGAAAGCCGAGGUGUCGUUCGGAAACGAUCCCGCCAUCGAAGACUGCGCUCCGGACGAGGAGUUCCUGGCUUGCGGCUGGUGCGAGCCGAGCUGCUGGGCGCGCUCCCCCGUUUGUCCAGGCGUGUGCACGCGCGGUUGCCUCUGCCGGCCUCCCCUACUCCGACAUUACAGCGGACACUGCGUGCAACAGAGGGAUUGCGAACCACAGACUUGCACGAACCCCAAUGAAGAAUACGUCUGCCGCUACGGUUGUGAGGUCGUCUGCGGAGGCCCGAACACCUGUCCGGACCGUCCGCGGCGUUGCCAGCUCGGCUGCCAUUGCAAGAUUGGUUUCCUGAGAGACACCGCUACUGGCUGCUGUGUCACCCCUGCAGAGUGCAAAAACGUAACGAAGGCUUCUGUCCCGGGUUCGAAGCAGAGUGCGGUGCGGAUAUUCAGAGUGCGGGUCACACCCAAUCCGCCGAACCUACUCAGCGAAGUCAAAUCUACCGUUCCUGAGAAUUAAAGGCCGAAGCACACAGCAUGCUUAUCGGCCUCUCCAAUUUACCAUUACCGAUACAUUGCC
This is a messenger RNA of Cydia splendana, 2028 nucleotides long. Its product is annotated as zonadhesin-like. Lineage: Eukaryota; Metazoa; Arthropoda; Insecta; Lepidoptera; Tortricidae. The record is from RefSeq and is a predicted model, not a curated record.